Punica granatum (pomegranate) is the source of this 2207-nucleotide messenger RNA. The record is from RefSeq and is a predicted model, not a curated record. NCBI's taxonomy places the organism in Eukaryota, Viridiplantae, Streptophyta, Magnoliopsida, Myrtales, Lythraceae.
AAAACCCCCACCCGUCCAGUCCCCCACACGGCACAGUCCCUUUCCAUGGCUUAGCUCAUUUAUUAUGCCUCUGGCUCGUCUCCUAUCCUCUCCUUCUUUCCUUCCUUCCUUCCUGAGCUCACCACAGCCAUCAGCACCACCAUCUUCUCCUCCUCCUGCAAUGGCUGACUGGACCCAUGUGACCCGUCCCUGACGGAGUCGAGGUGAACCGACCAUUUUUAACGUUGUCGGGUAGGAUAGGAGGAGAAGGGAAAGAGAAAUGUCGGAACCGGCGUUCUUGAACGACAAGCUGUCGAGGCGGACCUUCAUCUUCGGCCUCCGCCUGUGGGUGGUCCUCGGCAUCUGCGUCGGGGCCGCCAUCGUCCUCGUCCUCUUCCUCAUCUCCCUCUACUUCACCUCCAAGCGCAACACCGCCUCCUCCUCCUCCUCCUCCAAGCAGCAGAAAUCCCAGCAGAAGAAGAAGAAGAAGAAGAACAAGACCUCGUCCCACUCGAACUCCCUCCCCACCUUUUCCCCUGUCCCCGCUGCCGCCACCGCCACCAACCCCACGAUUCCAGUCGUCUCUAAAGAAAUCCAGGAGAUCCGAAUCGAGGACCCCGCCCCGGACCCUGACCCGGACCCCGCGCCUGACCCGAACCCCCUGGCCCUGGCUCUGGUGUCCCCACAGGUUAAGGAUGAGAGCCCGAGCUCGCAGCGCAGGAUUCAUAUAGAGAUCGGGAAGGACCACCGGAUAGCAUACCCUGGGUUUGGCGGGGAGGCCGCGCGGCCUGGCGACAUGGUCGUGGCAGCGGCUGCACCGGAGGUCUCGCACUUGGGGUGGGGCCACUGGUACACUCUGAGGGAGCUGGAGGUGGCGACUAAUGGGUUCGUGGAGGAGAGCGUGAUCGGGGAGGGUGGCUACGGGAUUGUUUACAGGGGCGUGCUCGAUGACAACACCGUCGUUGCCGUCAAGAAUUUGCUCAACAACAGGGGACAAGCCGAGAAGGAAUUCAAGGUUGAGGUUGAAGCAAUAGGACGUGUCCGGCACAAGAAUUUGGUGAGGCUGCUUGGCUACUGUGUUGAAGGAGCUCACAGGAUGCUUGUCUAUGAGUAUGUUGACAAUGGGAAUUUAGAGCAGUGGCUUCAUGGAGAUGUUGGGCCUUGCAGCCCUCUGACCUGGGACAUCCGUAUGAAUAUCAUAACCGGAACAGCUAAAGGGUUAACUUACUUACAUGAGGGCCUGGAGCCAAAAGUUGUCCAUCGGGAUAUCAAAUCAAGCAACAUUUUACUCGACAAGCAGUGGAACCCAAAGGUAUCAGAUUUUGGAUUGGCGAAGCUCUUGGGGUCAGAGCGGAGCUAUGUGACUACUCGUGUGAUGGGGACAUUCGGAUAUGUGGCUCCGGAGUAUGCUAGUACUGGCAUGCUGAAUGAAAGGAGUGAUGUAUAUAGUUUCGGGAUUCUUAUUAUGGAGAUAAUUUCUGGGAGAAACCCAGUAGAUUAUAGUCGGCCUCCUGGAGAGGUAAAUCUGGUCGAGUGGCUAAAAACUAUGGUUACGGAUCGGAAUGCAGAGGGAGUUCUGGACCCAAGACUGCCUGAGAAGCCCUCAUCAAGGGCAUUAAAACGGGCUCUCUUGGUGGCUUUAAGGUGUGUGGACCCCAAUGCACAGAAGAGGCCGAAGAUGGGACAUGUUGUUCACAUGCUUGAAGCUGAUGAGGUUCCAUUCCGAGAUGAUCGUAGGAUGGGAAGGGACCAGGGACGCUCGCACCGUGAAGCACUGAGAGAAAGGUUGAUGGACAGGCGGGUUAGUGAAUCCGGCGACAGCAGUGGGUAUGAGAGUAGUGCCCAGAGCAACAUGUCAUUCCUGAGAAGGCAAGAAGCCGAGGAGCAGUAGCAAUCUCCCUCAGAUACAAGGUGGAGAUCUUCACCUCUCUUUUGUAAGUUUGAUUUCACAUGGAUCCAGGUUUGUUUUGUCUCCUGUAUAUCGGAUCCACACGUCCAGUAGCUUCCACGACUCCUUGUAGAUUCGUUAGCUAUUCUUUCCUCGCGCUUUUUGUAUUUUGAUGUUCAUGAUUGAGUUCAUAGUGUUCAGUUGGUGGGUUUUGCUGCUUGUUGUGGAUAACUUAGUCAGUUGUAAGUUCCGAUCGGUGACCAGCUUCUUAUUAUUCUCAUGUUGUUAGGACUACUACUCAACAAUGUGAUUCAUUAAAUUUGUUCUCAAGUUCCCAUGA